This is a messenger RNA of Aedes aegypti (yellow fever mosquito), 1845 nucleotides long. Its product is annotated as DNA damage-regulated autophagy modulator protein 1. NCBI's taxonomy places the organism in Eukaryota, Metazoa, Arthropoda, Insecta, Diptera, Culicidae. Bases 434 to 1231 code for a protein of 265 amino acids. The record is from RefSeq and is a predicted model, not a curated record. The transcript is spliced from 5 exons.
CCAAUAUCACCCCAUGUAUAGCGAUGAACGUCACAAACUCCAGGUACAUCAGAUGUCGUAAAUGUUAUGUUCUAGUGUUGUAGUUUCUCGCACGUCUGAUCAUUAGUAAACAUCAAGUUGAUUCAUCAAGCAGUCGAAAACAUUGAAAUUGUUUUCAUUUUGACGAUCAGCUCGGGCUGAUGGUCAUUAGCACAUUAUCGUAUUCGCCCUCAUCGGGAAAGUGAUUACUCAUCAGCGAAUAUCCGGACUCCUGAACAAUCAGUUCAACGCAUCGUUCUCUUCUGGUGCAAUCCAUAGAAUGCAUCGCGUGAGAAUGGUUGCGAUUUGAUCCUACGUCGUAAUUGAAUCGUCAUUACGAAAUUGUGUUUUAUAUUAGUUUUUAAGCAAUCGAUCAACAGUGUUCCUAGUGCGGUAGGUUGCAAUUAGCUUAGCAAUGUCCAAACUUUAUUUGCUUCCAAUUGCGGUAUUUCUGCUGUUCAACUUUACCUUUAUUGGCACGUACAUAGCGGCCGUGCUCCAGGGACAUGUGGUCCCGACGGUGCCAUAUAUCAGCGAUGCAGCCACCUACUCCCCGGAGAGCUGCGUAUUUGGACAGCUGAUUAGCAUUGGGUGUGUUUUGUUGGGAAUCACCAUCUACGUUCGAUACCGACAGAUCCAGGAAAUUGGGUUGCGUCAUGCGGAUGUUAAGAGGGCGGUUGAACGUAUGAAUGGAAGAGCAUUCUGGGUCGGAAUGGGGUCCUGUCUGGGGGUCAGCAUGGUCGGUAACUUCCAGGAGACCAAUGUCCGACCUGUGCACUAUGCCGGAGCGUUCCUGGCGUUCGGGCUGGGGACCGUAUAUUACUGGAUGCAGGCAUACAUCUCGUACUAUCUUCAGCCCUACAUCGGUUCCAUGCUGAAGGCCCACGUUCGGCUGGCCAUCUCGGUGAUAUGCACCAUCUUCUUCAUCAUCGUUGCCGUCACCGGCAUAAUAUCACAUAUCCUGUUCAAUGGAACCGAUCCGCGCAAGUGGUAUCCCUCGGACGGUGGCUGGGAGUAUCACGUGGCCAGUUCGAUCUCCGAGUGGAUCGUCGCAACGGCGUUCUGCUUCUACAUUCUGACCUUCACGGACGAAUUCCGGGCGAUGCAAAUUGAUCAUCCACCGCUCCUAUUUAUCGAGGUGGACGAGUCUCGAAACUACGAACCGGUGAUAGAGGACCCCGCGGCGGAAGACACGGCCAGCACUGCCUCGUGAUGUGAUUCGUCGGUUCCGCUAAUCGUCGGUCCACCAAAGCCAGCAUCCAUCACCCAAAAACCAUCCAAAUUGAAUAGCUCCGUUCGUAAGCAGCGCUCGCUCAGCCUGAAUGAUCUUCACCAAGCGCAGAUGGCACCGGUCAAGGUGGAGCAGAUCUGCGAUAGCUUCAACUGCAUCAUCAACAUCAAGAGUUCGUUCAGCAGUCAGAUCAUGUCAGAAAGUGGGUUUCUCGAGUUGCACGAAGGGCUCCGGUCGGACUCCGGCCUGGACUGCUGCUCGUCCGAGUUGGAACUGUUCGAAAUGGUCCGCGACAAGAUGGACCCGAGGAAGAUAGCGUCUCUCUCGCUGUCACUGAUGCUGGUCGCCAUAUUGGAAGCGCUGCAUACGUUGACCGUGUAUUUUAGUGACAAUUUUAAGCAUAGUUAUCUCUAGGUUUAGGUUGCACCCGCUCCCUGAAGUGAUAUUACUUUAUUUUGUAUCAAUUUUUCUUCGUGAGGCUUAAGAUUAUUUUAGCAAAAGUGUAGAUUCAAUUCAUCGAAGGUAGAGGUUUAUCCAAGAACUGAUUUGCGAAAGCAUAACAAAGAAUUUCAGGAAAUACAUUCAGAGUGUAUCAA